AGAUAUAGAUAGACACGUGAAAAUGCAUGUUCGUUCUUCAUAUAAUUUGUAUGGCAAAAAUACGUGUGUGUUUGGCAGCGUUUGGUGGCACAUGAUACGGUGUCACAGUGCACGCAUUGCUGUGUGGUGUGCAGGUUGGUGCAGCCAUAGAGCCCAACCCCGGGGAGUGUUUUCUGGAGCAGAGAGAAGUAGACGGAAGAACUGUCUAUGACUACAUCGCAAGGAUCGCGAGUGCUAGACUACCCGUCAGUCUACCAGUUGAGACAGCUCAUUCAGAGCUCCCAGACCAACGUGGUGUUUGCCAUCAGUACCAGCCGAUCCACACCCAGCCCUUAUGGGGACCUGAAGGAGGAACUGAAGUUGGGGGCAAUGCUACAGAUCACUUCUCUGGAGGCCGACGCUAGCAACCUGGUGUCUGUCAUUAGGAGCAGCUAUGACAACAUCACUCAGGAGAUUAGGCUGACUCCAGACAAGGAGCUGCCUCAGGUCACCUUCGCCUACAGCGACGCUGAAAACUGCAGACUAUCGGGGAAUGGUGCAGUAUGCUCAGAUAUAACUCUGAACUCGUCUGUGUCGCUCGUGGUGACAGUCAACAUGACCUCCUGUCUUCCUAAUAUCACCACUGUGAAUUUGAGGUCAGCUGCAUUUGGAGCAGUUACGUUGGAGUUGGUCCCACUGUGUCAGUGUGACUGCUCUCUGGAACAAGAACCUAAUGCCAGCCAGUGCAGUGGAGCCGGGAAUCUGACUUGUGGAGUCUGCCACUGCAAUGAAGGAAGAAGUGGCAGUCAGUGUGAGUGUGAAGACCAGACAACAAAUACUUGCAAGACUGAGGAAGUGACUGAAGAGUGUUCGGGGAGGAAGAGAGGGGAGUGUGACUGCGGCCAGUGUGCGUGCUAUGUGCAGGACCAACUGCUCAGAACCAGGAACAUGACGAAGCUGUAUUUUGGAGAGCAGUGUCAGUGUGACCACCUCACCUCAUGUGGUGGUAUUAACGACCAGGGGCAGCUCUGUUCAGGGCGAGGUACGUGUGAUUGUCCAUCUGGCAAGUGUGUGUGUAGUGCCACUGGCCCCAUCUCUGGACGACUGUAUACUGGAGACCUGUGUGAAUGCAAUCCUGAUGCCUGCUUCAACACAGACUACCCCAAUAGGACGUGUGCCUUCACUGGUAGUCUGGGUAGUCUCGGAGAUGCAGAAUGUGGAUGUAAUACCUGUCUGUGUGAUUUCAACGGAAACAACGCAGUACCAGCUGGUGACGGGACAUGUAGUCCAGGGCCUCCUCCCUGCAGCAGGAGGGAGCAGUGUGCCCGUUGUGCCAAGAACCUUCAGAGCUCGUCCACUGACUGCAAUCAACUACGGCGAGACGAAGGGUGCGACCCAAUCUUACUCACUGGCGACGCCAGUCUUCCCGACACUCGCAAUCUGGAGUGCACAUUCCAGGCUGAUGGCUGCACCCACACCUUCUACGUCUCUCUCUCCCACCAGACUGUGUACGUCGAACCAGGAGAAGACUGCGGCGGGCAAGAAAAUGAGAUCAACAAUCUCAUAUGGAUCAUACCAGUCUCAGUCAUAGGUGCCCUCCUAUUCCUUGGUCUCCUGGCACUCUUGGUGAUCCUCUUCAUCUUCUGGGCACUGCCAUUCUCAGGUCACAGAUGUACCAGUAACCAGACAGCAGACUGUCUCUCUGGGCUUGAAAACCCAGUGGCCGCCCCUCCACAGAUAGUGAAAGAGGAACCAUUUGGAGAAACAGUUCAGAUAUCUCCACAAGAAAUCCGUCUUAAUCUCCGAACAGGAGAGCCUCAGACAUUCACUCUGUCAGUGAAGCCAGCCAGGAACUAUCCUCUGGACAUGUACUUCCUCAUGGACCUCUCUGGAUCUCAAGCCCCUGACCUGGACAGUCUCAAGGACCUCUCUAACUCCAUCACUGAUGAACUGGAGCAAAUCUCAUCACAGUUUACUCUCGGAUUUGGCUCGUUUGUUGACAAGAUUGCCUACCCCUUUGCCUCCACACUACGGAAUGGCUCUGACUACCUGACCAGACACCUGGGAAACAUGGUGACAGAGUGUGCUAAUGGGAGAGCCUCAUGUGGGCCAACCUAUGUCUACAGACACCAUCUCCCACUGACCAAUGACAGUGGUCAGCUAAGAGAAGUUCUGGAGAAUGUGACAAUCAGAGGUAAUCUGGAUGCUCCUGAGGCUACUUUGGAGGCUCUCCUACAAUCAGUCGUCUGUCUGGACGAGGUUGGAUGGAGGAAUGGCAGUCUGAGGAUAGUCAUGAUCCUGACUGAUGCUGGAUUCAAGACUGCUCUGGAUGGAAGGGUUGCUGCACUGGUGACCAGAAAUGAUGGGGAAUGUCAUCUGGAACUAGAGGAAGGUUUCUAUGACUACUCUCGUGGUCCCGAGCAGGAUUUUCCCUCCAUCUAUCAAGUACGGGAGAAGUUGAUAGAAAACGACAUCAUCACUAUAUUUGCAGUACAAGAAGAUGUUGUCAGAGAACGGACAGUGACAGACGAUGUUGUAUACAGGGAGCUGGCUGAGGAGAUUGGUAGCUCCAGGGCUUUUGUUCAGACCAUAGCUGAGGACUCGGCUGACAUUGUCAGUGUCAUCAGAAGGGCCUAUGAGAGUGUAACAAGAGACAUAGUUGUGGACAGCGUAUCUGGACUCACAAUUGGGAUUGCCCCUGUCCUCAACUGCACUCUGACCUCGGAUGGGAGAGGUUGUGCCAAUGUGGCCAUAGAAGAUCUCGUGAGUUUCAAUGUCACAGUCACCAUGGACCAGUGUCUGAAAGACAUGCAAACUCGACUUCUACCUCUGCCUGGAUUUGGUAAUGUGGAGCUGACCCUGGUACCUAUCUGUGAAUGCAACUGCACAUCACAAAUGACUGCAAACCACAUGUCUUGCAAUGGCACAGGCUCUCUUGUGUGUGGGAUCUGUGAAUGUUCUGGAGUAUCAGUUUUUGGAGAUCAGUGUGAUUGUGGUCGCCAGCUGCAGCGUUGUCCAGAUGACUGUUUCAAUAGAGGAACUUGCAACAACUGCUCAGAAGAGUGUACCUCAUGUUUUACACAGCAGGACACUAUAGGUCAGAUAGUUGGCAGCUUUGGAGCGAGAUGUCAGUGUGACAACUCCACUGGUGCUGGAGCCUGUCCUGUUGGGAGAGAUAUAGACCAAGUCUGCAGUGGUAGGGGAGAGUGUGUGUGUGAUGGAGAAAAGUGUGACUGUGACUGUAAGUGUGGGACAGCUCCUCUCUCUGGUGACCGGUACUUGGAAGAUGACUGUGGCUGUGACCCUGACAACUGCUACAAUGAACAGUACCCUGGCAGAGAGUGUGCAUACAGUCGGGACAAGGGGGGGAAUGAAGGGAGAGAUGGGGAAUGUGACUGCAACAGGUGUGACUGUCCUCGAGACGAUGCCGUCCCGUACAACAGAACCUGCAUCAACACGGAUGAGUUGUGUGAUAAGUUUGAGUCAUGUGCUAAGUGCUGGCCCAACAACUGUACAUCAGGAGACUGCAGUCCCAAGGGCCUAGACGAACUGACUAGUGAUGGAGUGUUGGUGUCUUGUACAUUUGAGCGGGAGGGAUGUAUUGUGGACUUUCAGGUGGUACUCUCUGGGGAUUUCAACACUAUGGGCAGUGUCUUUGUUGGAGAAGAGAGAGACUGUCAGGAGUCAGACAUACUAGGUCAGCUGGUCUGGAUCAUACCGGUGUCCAUCAUAGGAGGUAUUAUACUUCUGGGAGUCCUCCUGCUGGUUGUCGCCAAGUGCAUCCUAAUGGCCGUCGAGAGAAAGGAAUACAGGAAGUUCCUGGACGACAUGCAUCAUGGGGACUUUGUACCAGUCGAGACUGGCUUCAACAUAAUUAUUUGUCUAGACUGGGCCAGCAUUUACGCGCUGGCAACAGACGCUACUGCCUCGGCCUUUGCCACGCUGCUCGACAGCUACGACGUAUAUAUUAUUCCUUUUUCCUCGCAGCAUUCUAACCCGCUGUAUGUGACUCCUCAAACUGAGUACAAGAACCCAAUAUUGGAGAAGUCAGAUGAAGCUGAGGAGGAUUAUUAG
Molecule: messenger RNA, 4053 nt
Organism: Geodia barretti
Lineage: Eukaryota; Metazoa; Porifera; Demospongiae; Tetractinellida; Geodiidae
Source: the annotation of a GenBank genome assembly